AUGCAUGAGGGCGCCCUCACGCCACCUCCAGGCCACCACGACUAUAGACUGCGCUCUGAUUAUGUAGUUUCCUACGGAAAAAAGCGAGCAAGAAACUUCAUAGGUCCCGUAUAUCCCCUAACUGCCCACAAGCCACAAGCAGACACAUUCCUAGAUUCGUUGGCGCACAAACUGAAGCUGGAAAAGUGGGAGAAAGAUGAAGCGCCGUGUUUGGAAAGUGCUUUAAAUGUUUUGGAAAACGUGAAGAAUCACACUUUGUGGGCGACAUGGAUCUGGAAUGCCAACGCCCUUCCUACAGGCAAUCUGUAUGGAUCCUUCAGACACUACGCAAGUUACGACCAAUGUCUAAAACCACCAUGGUUGCACACCCAUCCACAAUUGAAAACGAAGUACUGCUUCACUGAUUUCCUACUUUCUGACGAGAGCGAUGUCAAAACAGUUGCAGAUUAUGACCCUAUGAGGUCAACUAUGGAAUUUAUUAAUUCACCAUCUUUAUCUGGUUUACCUGUGAACCAUCUCAUGUGGGGCAUAUGUAUCCCGGCGGUCUGCUCAUCUACAGCGGUCUCUAAAUUGACCAAAGUGAUGUACGAGUCAGCUACUUUAAGCAGCAUAGCGUCUGACGUCACAGUGAAACACUGCCAGGAGGCUGGGGAGAGCCCGCCCUACUCUACUGGGUUUUAUAUCUUCAUGUAA
Molecule: messenger RNA, 693 nt
Organism: Spodoptera litura
Lineage: Eukaryota; Metazoa; Arthropoda; Insecta; Lepidoptera; Noctuidae
Source: RefSeq, a predicted model, not a curated record